Messenger RNA from Xyrauchen texanus (razorback sucker), 3981 nucleotides. Its product is annotated as potassium/sodium hyperpolarization-activated cyclic nucleotide-gated channel 2-like. Gene Ontology annotation, molecular function: voltage-gated potassium channel activity. The record is from RefSeq and is a predicted model, not a curated record. Gene Ontology annotation, biological process: potassium ion transport; transmembrane transport. Gene Ontology annotation, cellular component: membrane. NCBI's taxonomy places the organism in Eukaryota, Metazoa, Chordata, Actinopteri, Cypriniformes, Catostomidae. The transcript is spliced from 7 exons. Bases 751 to 2706 code for a protein of 651 amino acids.
AAGACAUCGCCUUCCAUCAAGAAGCCGAUUAUACUAAACACCUCUGCGGGUUUCAUUGCGGUCUUUGUGUCAUAACGGACGCGUGAUUUGGCCAUGCUCUUAUAACACGACAAACCGCGCGCUCAUUCUGGGGAGAUUUUGUUAGUUUAUAAGAUGUUGGAUACAUGGAAAAUGGAGACGGGGAAAUAAUAUUGACAAUAAAUGUACUUGUUCCCAGAGGAACUUUCCUAGGGCGGAUGAAGUGCGUAGUGAGGAAAGUCCGGAUUCUCCUGUGCUUUUGGCUAUAGAAGUUUUAGGGUCGCAAGAGUCUGGCAUAGUCAUUGUGAUUGUGUUUACUGGUAAACUUACAUUAAAUUGACAUGUUAUGUCUUUUUAAGCAAUGUAUUCUUUCGCCUCAAGAUUACAUAAUAUUUUGGGGAAAGAGCUUUAAAACCAAACUUAAAGGAUUCAAGUAAGCAUUAUGAAUAUUUAAUGGGAAAUUAAAGAGUCCAGAGAAGUAUUAAAGUGAACAGGAACACAUUUUUGCUAGUUUACUUUGACUUUAUUUUCUUUCAGUUUAUUGUAUUUAAAAAGUUCAAUUUUAGUUUUGUUGUUGUUGUUGUUGUUGUGGUGGUGUAUACACUUUGCUUUCCAUUUGGAAAACAUCAGGACCUUCUCUGUCAGAUUAGGCGAUUAUGAUGCUGUAAUUUAUUUUGUGAUAUUUUGGUCAAUUUGUCAUUCUGAAAACACAUUGACAUCAGACUUUGAGUUAUGGAUGGAGAUGGACGCCUUGGUGAUGGCAGACCCACUGCUUCUAAUGGCGAUUCUAAACUCAGCACUAAGGGUGGCUUCUCCCUUCCCAGCUGGCGUUCCUCUUCAAGGACCUUUAUGCGAGGGGAGCGACUGGGAGAGGAGGUAAGCAGAAGACUGCGGUCCAUUGUGAAUCACCACCAGGAACGAACAGACUCGGGGGGCAAUCCCAGCUCAAAAUCCUUUGAGGUUACAGAAGGGUUGGAUGGCACGACUGCAACCACCACUGUGAGCAAAUCGCCUGGACAAAGUCCACCUCGCAUGGACAAAGCCAUGCACGAGUCAACGGGGCCUACGAGAGUCCCCCUGCCAUAUGAAUCAGAGGAGGAGGUCUUCAAUGACCAAUCCACGUAUCUCCAGAGACAAUUCAGCGCCAUGCUUCAGCCAGGCGUGAACAAGUUCUCCUUGCGAAUGUUUGGUAGUGCAAAGGGUGUAGCAGCCGAGCAGGAGCGGGUCAAGUCAUUUGGGGCGUGGAUCAUACAUCCAUACAGUGACUUCAGGUUCUAUUGGGACUUCGUUAUGCUUUGCCUGAUGAUGGGUAACCUUGUCAUUCUACCAUGGGGAAUCACCUUCUUUGAAGAUCAGAACACGCUGCCUUGGAUCUCCUUCAAUGUGGCCUCUGACACUCUCUUCCUGGCCGACCUCAUCAUCAACUUCCGUACCGGCAUUAUGGAGGGUGACAACUCCCAGAUCAUCCUGGACCCAAAAGUGAUCAGUCGGCAUUACCUGCGAGGCUGGUUUCUGGUGGACUUCAUCUCCUCCAUUCCAGUGGACUACAUCUUCCUGAUUGUGGAUAUAGAAUCCCGGCUUGAGUCAGCGGAGGUGUACCGUACCGCUAGGGCAUUGCGCAUCGUCCGCUUCACCAAGAUCCUCAGCCUGCUCAGAUUAUUGCGUUUGUCCAGACUUAUACGAUACAUUCAUCAGUGGGAAGAGAUAUUCCAUAUGACCUAUGAUCUAGCAAGUGCAGUGGUUCGCAUAGUGAAUCUGAUUGGAAUGAUGCUGCUGCUGUGUCACUGGGAUGGCUGCAUGCAGUUCAUGGUACCCAUGUUGCAAGACUUCCCGGCAAACUCCUGGGUCUCCAAAAACAACAUAGUGAAUGCCACCUGGGAUGUCCAGUACUCUUAUGCCCUAUUUAUGUCCAUGAGUCAUAUGCUGUGUAUUGGGUAUGGAGCUCAGGCACCAGAGGGAACAACUGAUGUCUGGCUGACUAUGAUUAGCAUGAUCAUUGGCGCCACCUGCUAUGCCAUGUUUUUAGGCAAUGCCACCAACCUGGUCCAGUCAUUGGAUGCCUCCCAUCGUCAGUACCAAGAGAAGUAUAAGCAAGUGGAACAGUACAUGUCCUUUCACAAGCUGCCUGCUGACAUGAGACAGAGGAUCCAUGAUUACUAUGAGCAUCGCUUCCAGGGCAAGAUGUUUGAUGAGGAAAACAUCCUUGGAGAACUCAGUGACCCACUCAAAGAGGAGAUAGUGAACUACAACUGCCGCGGACUGGUGGCUAACAUGCCACUCUUUGCGAAUGCUGAUCCUCACUUCGUCACAGUGCUCCUCACAAAAUUACGCUUCGAGGUCUUUCAGCCGGGUGAUAUUAUCAUCCGCGAAGGGACGCUGGGUCGCAAAAUGUACUUCAUCCAACAUGGCUGUGUCACCGUGAUCACUCACGACAAUAAGGAAAAGAAACUUAAUGAUGGCUGCUACUUUGGGGAAAUAUGUCUACUUACCCGUGGACGUCGUACAGCCAGUGUCAGGGCUGAUAGCUACAGCAGACUUUAUUCGCUCAGUGUGGACAGCUUUAAUGAGGUUUUGGAAGAGAACCCAUUAAUGAGAAGAGCAUUUGAGAGCGUAGUUGUGGACCGCCUGGAAAGAGAGGGAAACUGCGUGGUGUCUUCACACAAAACCAUGGAUGAUGAUGGGGACUGAUACAUUCUUUGUGUGAUCUGUUCUGCUCACCUUGGUGAACUUUGACUUACCAGGGACCAACUGCUAAAAGAUAAAAAUGAAUGUAGAAAAAGCGGAGGAAAGUAUUACAGUGUCCCCACAUAAGCACCUUUAAGAUCUUGCUAAAUUAAUUGACUUUAAUGACCAUGUACAUUUGCAGUAUGAUUUGAUUUAUCUAAUCAGAUAUGUUUUUUGAUCUUCCUUUAACAAUGCAAUGUAUAAGAAUAUAAAAAUAAGCAAUACCGGUCCUGUACUUCUAAUAAUAUUUUGUUGUCUGUUGAGAGACUGGAUCUAUAAUUCACUUCAGUUUUGAUGGUUUGUUAGUGACCAGGGACUUUGUUUAACAUGGUGGGCAAAGCAAAAUACGUUCGGCAAUAGGUAUUAUAAUACAAUUAAAUGAGCGCAAUACAACAUAAUAAGUUAACAUAGACAUAAAAUCUGGUUCACAAAGAAAAUGUUCACAAAGAAACCUUCUGUUUUAACUGUUAAUGUUAAUCAUAGUAGCAAAAAAAUGUCUGCUAACUCCAAGUCUUUACUGAGCUAGGACAGCCUGUCCAAUGUCCCCUUCACUUUGAAUAGGUAUUAAACAAUGUGAGUCAUAUAAUCACUGAUUAAUCUAAUUGCAUUCUGCCCUGACACGGGAUAAUCAGUCAAGAAGAAACUAACCCUUUAGGAAGAGGAUGUUUUCAAUUGUUAAACAGCCUUUCAUAAAUUAAGUUUUAAUUAUAUUUUGUUAGUAACAUUUCUAUGAGUGAUUGGAAAUGUAAACCCCACACGAUCUGAUAUUACCGAGAUGCAUAUUGAGUAUUAUUGAUAAAAUAUCGAAUGCAUAAGAACAUCUACGAACAAUGUGAUUUGAAGAAUAUGUUUAUUUCCUUCAUGUGUUUAUACUUAUGUACUGUAAUGUAAGGUUUCUAAAUAUAAAUGCUAAUAUGAACUGUUCUAGUCAAAUAUGACUAUAUUAUUAAAGUGCUGUUGGAGUUGUUUUCAGCAGCACUUUAAGCUAAAUCCUUACAUGUUUGGAAACUAGGCUACACAUGGUAUCUGUAGGUGUCUGUCCUGACAGUAAGAUGCUGUGAUGAUUGCUUCCACUAGGUUCCUUGAAUGCAUACAGAUACAGUGCUUACUAGAAUACAUCCUUACUACAUUGUUGCAUAGCGUUUAGUAGAGUAUUCAGUUAACAUGCAUGAUGUUUUAUGGUUCAUGCCGUCCAGUAACACAAGAAGGCACGGCUUUAUCAUUUUAGGAGAAUUACAG